This is a messenger RNA of Musa acuminata subsp. malaccensis (wild Malaysian banana), 1514 nucleotides long. RefSeq names its product CBL-interacting protein kinase 1. Gene Ontology annotation, molecular function: protein serine/threonine kinase activity; ATP binding. Gene Ontology annotation, biological process: signal transduction; protein phosphorylation. The record is from RefSeq and is a predicted model, not a curated record. NCBI's taxonomy places the organism in Eukaryota, Viridiplantae, Streptophyta, Magnoliopsida, Zingiberales, Musaceae.
CCGCUGCCUGCGUGCGUGGAUCAAGAAAUAUAUAUAGAUGGUGAGGGAAGGAGGAGAAGAGGGGGUGCGAGUGCUCGGGAAGUACGAGCUAGGGAGGACGCUGGGCGAGGGCAACUUCGGCAAGGUGAGGUACGCCAGGCACGUCGACUCCGGGCUGGCCUUCGCCGUCAAGAUCCUCGACCGCAAGCGCAUCCAGUCGCUCAAGAUCGACGACCAGAUCAAGAGGGAGAUCGGCACGUUGAAGCUGUUGAAGCACCCCAACGUCGUCCGGUUACAUGAGGUAUCAGCUAGCAAAACCAAGAUUUACAUGGUCCUCGAAUACGUGAACGGCGGUGAACUGUUCGACAAAAUUGCAUCAAAAGGUAAGCUUUCAGAAGGCGAAGGAAGGAAGCUCUUCCAGCAGUUGAUCGAUGGUGUUAGCCAUUGUCAUGAUAAGGGAGUCUACCACAGAGAUCUGAAGCCGGAAAAUGUGCUUGUGGAUGCAAAAGGAAACAUAAAGAUAUCUGAUUUCGGCCUCAGUGCUCUACCUCAGCAUCUCGGGAAUGAUGGAUUGCUACACACAACAUGUGGAAGCCCCAAUUACAUUGCUCCUGAGGUUCUCUGCAACCGAGGUUACGACGGUGCAAGGUCGGAUAUCUGGUCCUGCGGUGCCAUUCUGUACGUGAUUCUUACAGGGUGUCUUCCUUUCGAUGACAGAAACUUCGCUGUUCUUUGCCAGAAGAUCUGUAGGGGAGAUACCAAGAUCCCCAGGUGGCUCUCUCCUGGAGCUCAAAACAUGUUGAGGAGAAUUCUUGAUCCAAAUCCUGUAACCCGGAUCAAUGUGGCUGGAAUCAGAGCAGAUGACUGGUUCAAGAAAGACUAUUCUCCGGCUGUCCCAUUCGACUACGACGACAACGAUGAUUCGAGCCUAUAUGGCUCUCUUCCGAUUAAGGAGCAUAAUGUAUUGGAUGGAAAUGGCACUUCACCUGUCAAUGCAUUUCAGCUGAUUGGAAUGUCUGCAUCUCUUGAUCUUUCUGGCUUCUUUGAGAACGAGGAUGUUUCCGAAAGGAAAACUAGGUUCACCUCGACGCAUUCGCCAAAAGAUUUGUCAGACAAGAUUGUGGACAUUGUCACAGAAAUGGGGUUGGAGGCUCAGAAGGGACAUGGCAAAUUGAAAGUAGGAACAAAGUCCAAGGAUUCAAAGAGUUCACUCUCUGCUGCUGCAGAGAUCUUGAAGCUCAGCCCAUCUCUGCAUGUUGUGGAACUGAGAAGAUUGGAUGGUGAUUCUUCCUUGUAUAGAAAGGUAUCAUGUCAUGUCUCACUGAGGAUUAAAGACCUCAAAGCUAAGCUGCUGUAGAAUCCAUCACUGGCAUCUCAACAUUUUUCUUCAUUCAUCCAGAUGUGUGCCAAGCUAUCGGAAGAGCUGGGAGACGACUCUUGUUGAAUUGUGGCACGGCAUUAGGUGUAGGAAUGAUGCACAAUGGGAAUAAGGUGAAGUGAUGUAUAAAUGGAAUAAGGUUAAGUGUUGUACAUAA